AUAGGCGGUUAUGAUCCUGAUGUACGAACCUGGGGAGAAAUGGUUGCCACGAAAACAACUUUUGUAUACGAACUUGCCAGCAAGAAUUGGACCAGAAUGGGGGACAUGCGUUGUGCACGAUCUCACCAUAGCCUAUUAGUUUUUAAUGAUGUUUUGUAUGCUAUUGGAGGAAGAGAUGACAUUGGCAGACUGGUAUCUUCUGUUGAGUCUUACGACCAUGAAUCGAAUGAAUGGACCAUGGAAAAGUCCAUGCCUUCACCACGAAUGGGAAUGGCAGCAGUUGCUCAUGGAGGGUACAUUUGGCUUCUGGGUGGACUUACGUCGAUGACAACGGAAGAACCUCCAGUGUUGGAUGAUGUUCUUUGUUAUGACCCAGUCUUCAAACAUUGGGUAGAUGGCCGGCCAUUGAGAAUUGGCAGGGCUUUUGGGAAUGCUGCUGUGUGUGACAACAAAAUCUGGUUGUGUGGAGGCGCAGCUCCUUCUACAGAUGAAAAUAACUAUCUUGUAAGUGUACCAGCUAUAGAUGUGUAUGACGAAGAAACUAUGGAAUGGAAACAAAAAACUUCAUUAGGAUGUCCUCGACAUUCUGCGAUAGUUGUUGCAUUAGAAUCCUGUCUUUACAUUGCUGGCGGGGUUAAUAGCCACGAACUGAGCGCUACUAGUCGAAAUGAACUCUAUAUGGUAGAUAAUGACACCAUUCAAACUGUCAGGGAGUUGCCUAUUCCCCUGACAGGAAUGGCUGCUGUUACAAUACCACCCAAAUGUGUAACAUUCCGAAGUGAAAGUCUAAGCAUCAUGAUACGUCAUAAAGUCACGCCGUAAGAGUACCAUCUUCGAACGUCAAAUGAAGAUGACAAUAAAAAUUUUAUUUUUGCAUCUAUUACUAAAAGAAAAAUUAUAUAUGUUUAAAUCUUCAAUGUAAAACCAGUUAUCAAAAAUUUUAAGUGUAAAACUAGUUUUGACAAAAUCUAACGAAAUAGACUUCGAAAAAUCGACCUGUUAUCUUAGGUAAAUCUAUCAGUGCAUUACUUAAUGUGUUACUUAAAGAGAAAUUAUACUGACGCACCUGUAGCAGUGCCUUACUUUCUAGAGAAAGUUUGUAACAUUAUCUUGCUAAUAGUUUAAUUUUAGAUUGAAAAAGGCCUUACAUGUAUGAUAUACGUUGAUAUUAAAAUGUAAAAGAAAGUUAACAAUGUUAAUACCUCAUACCUCUGUAUUUUUGCCCAAAAAUAAAAUUGAUUUUUAAAGCGUA
Molecule: messenger RNA, 1252 nt
Organism: Limulus polyphemus (Atlantic horseshoe crab)
Lineage: Eukaryota; Metazoa; Arthropoda; Merostomata; Xiphosura; Limulidae
Gene: scruin
Product: alpha-scruin
Molecular function (GO): protein binding
Source: RefSeq, marked provisional